Molecule: messenger RNA, 4814 nt
Organism: Aphis gossypii (cotton aphid)
Lineage: Eukaryota; Metazoa; Arthropoda; Insecta; Hemiptera; Aphididae
Gene: Camta
Product: calmodulin-binding transcription activator 1
Exons: 32
Coding region: 1164-4739 (1191 amino acids)
Biological process (GO): regulation of transcription by RNA polymerase II
Cellular component (GO): nucleus
Molecular function (GO): double-stranded DNA binding; protein binding; transcription coregulator activity
Source: RefSeq, a predicted model, not a curated record
AUACUCCUAUUAAAUUCAAUAAAUCUUUUAAAAUUUAAAAAAUUAUUUAUUUAAAACAAAAUUAAUACAACGAUGAUUGAAGAUUUUAUGAAAUUGCUUUUUUUAAUAAUUAGCAUUAUGGGCUGGUUAUUUUUUUUUUUAACUAUUGUUAUAAUUAUACGUUGGACAAGAUUUGUAAACAGAAAUCCAAAUGCUCAAGAAAUAAUAAACCAAAUAUUUCUGCGUGUGAUUUUUCUUGACUAAUUUAAAAAUAAAUGAAUACAGUAGAAAUGAGCGAAUUGAAACUGAAAUGAAAUAGGAUUCACAACGUACACUCAAUGCUCAGAAUAGAAUAUUUCAACAAUCGAGUGUACUGGACGGUUCCACUUUUGAUAAACUAUGAAAAAAUAUCAAACAUGUCAUAUUAUUUGCGUUCAUCGGUAACUAGGUAAAGAAGAAAAUAAAAAAAAAAGAAUCAAGAUGAUCUCGACCCAGAGGUUUUCUUUAAUGACUUUAAAGGCUACGUGUUCGUUUUUUUAGUUCUACUCUCUGUGAAUAACUAACAACAGAGUGUUGUUGACUUGUUUUGCAAAACAGCGCGAAAAAAACUUUCGUUUUAAAGUUUACAAAUGAAGUUGAUGUUUUCGUAGCCUUUCGCCUACGAUUGAAAAGUUUUCGAAUAAACGAGGAAUAAAUAAUUAAAUUGUCACCCGUCAAGAAACUACUCAAGAGAGCACUAUAACGGCGAUUCCGAAGCAAAGAUCAUUUACGAAAACCUCUGGUGACUUGGUUUUUUAUACUCUUAUAGAACACCAGAAACAUUUUAAGUGCCAGUAAUUUUGAGGAUGCAAGAAAGGAAAUCAGCGUCUCUUUGAAAAAGUUGCUUUUGUUGAUACCAGUUUUUUUUUUUGUCAAACGUAAAAUAUAAUAGAAAUAAAGAAGAAAAUAUGAGUAUUUUUAUGAAGGUAAAAGUACGUGCAUCAAUCAAUAAAUUUAAUUGUUACGAACACCUAAUUUUAUUACAGUAGAUAAAAUUGAAAAAUGACUUAUAAAUGACUACAUUAAUUCUACCUUGCAUUUGAAAAACUGAUUUUUGAAUUAAUUAAAUAAAUGAACGAUUGGAUCAUGAAUUAUUAAACACAUUAUUUCAACAUUAUUCUGUGCUCAGGCCCAAGAGUGGUUCAAUGUUAUUAUACAGCAGGAAGAAAGUGCGGUACAGACGCGAUGGAUAUUGUUGGAAAAAAAGAAAAGACGGCAAGACUACUCGCGAAGAUCACAUGAAGUUGAAAGUCCAAGGAACUGAGUGCAUUUACGGGUGCUAUGUACAUUCAGCUAUACUUCCAACAUUUCACAGAAGAUGUUAUUGGUUAUUGCAAAAUCCUGAUAUGGUGUUGGUGCACUAUUUAAAUGUACCGUAUCCGGAUGACAACAAAUUGUCGGUGAUUUCGCCGAGCCUCGCGCUGUGGGCUGAUCGUAAAGAGUGGACGAAAGACGAAUUACUAUCUCAGUUGAAACCUAUGUUUUACGAGGAAGACCCUGACCUUAGCAACGAAAUGGAAGUAUCGACUGCCGAGUGCGUAGCUGCCAUGGUCACCCAGCUAAUGGAGUGGCAGAAGAAUGCUAGGGCGACGCUACUCAGCCGAACUCUUGAAUGCGGAUGUCCGGACUCCACGUGUGCAGACGGACAAUCGUGCUCGCGCCCGAUCAGACGGAUUUCGCCGUCGGAUAGCAAUCAGGUGUCAUCAACGACUGGGAAUCGAUCGCGUACCGGUACAAUGUUACUCACAAACCACCACGUCAACUCGUCCAGGAAUACGAUGAACACAUUAAUGAUCGCUAAUCACGCUAAUCAUAAGCAGGUACAAAGUGGGCCAACCUCCUUGAACACCUCAAUGAACAAUAACUUGUUGUCGAAUUCCACAAGGGAUUUUCGCAAUCAACCACAACAACAGCAACCGCAACAACAACAAAUAAUUCUCAAGCACGAUUGCAGAGAUAACAAUCAAAUAUUAAACAACAGACAAGCAUCAAUCAACGUAACGGACAAUAAUCACAUACCCACAACAAUGAUUUCAUAUAAACCACAAGGUUCAGACGAAGUGAUUCACGUGUAUACCGAAAAACAAACGUACCACACUUCACAAAAUCAAGACGAGCACGCUGUACAUCUGUUUCACGGACAAGAUCACCUAAAACAACAGUCAGACCAAGUGAAAUCGGAAUUCUAUGAUGUCACAUUAGAUUUGUCCCACGAUGACAUACAACAGACGCUUUCAGCCAACAUGCCCUUAUCGUGUGCCAAUGCUGAUCAACUGUUACGGUUGGAUGACGACCAUAACAAUAAAAACCUGGACGGCACCGGAGACGAUGUAUUUGUAAGUCUCGAUGCGUUUGAUAUGCUUACUGACUUCCAAGAACUUGAUAUUCUAGAACAUGCUACGCAAAAUGCUUCAAAUCUAGUUACGGAAAUAGGAACAAACGCCGCGGAUAUGCAGCCACACGCGCAAACGCAAUUAGAUAAUAUGGACGUACUACAAAUAACUGAUUACUGUCCCGAAUGGGCAUUUCCGGAGGGAGGUGUUAAGGUAUUAAUUACAGGUCCUUGGUUUUCUUCCUCAUCGUACACUGUUAUGUUUGAUACGAUCACAGUUCCGAGCACUUUAAUUCAAGGAGGUGUUUUACGAUGCUACUGUCCAGCUCAUGAUAUAGGCACCGUCACAUUGCAAGUAGUCAUUGAUGGCAGGCCAGUAUCAACUACCGCCAUAUUUGAAUACCGUCAGCACGAAUUCCCGCUAACCAUAUCCUCAUUAUCGAUGUCACAUACGUCUUCUUUACUAAAGUUUCAUUUGCUACAAAAACUUGACUCCAUCGAAGAUUACUUACAGUCAAACAAUCAACAAACAGACCAACCAUUAGUAUGUAAAGAUAGUAUCGUUAUGUUUAGCAAGCCCAACUUUGAAGAUCAACUUGUAAAUUACUGUGAAAAAAUGAAACAAUUCUCGUGGAAAUCUGAAUCUGAAUAUAAUCUUAAACAAUUAGAAACCGAAACUACUAUUUUACAUAUGGCAGCAUUUUUAGGAUAUUCUAAACUUGUGUGUAUACUUCUUCAAUGGAAAUUAGAAAAUGUAUCACUGUUUUUGGAAAUGGAAGUCAAUGUUUCAAAGCAAGAUCGUGAAGGUUAUACGCCUCUAAUGUGGGCUUGUAAAAAAGGACACAAAGAUACAGCAGUGUUACUGUGUCAAUGGUAUCAAACUGUUCAAAAUUCAAAUAACAAUUUUAAUCAAGAUUACUCUCAACCCGAUAUAUUAGAAUCCGUUCAUCAAUAUUUUAAUGAUUUCAAUCAAAAUCAGUAUUGCAGCAGUGAAAAUUUAAGUAACGAUGUAUUUUUAAGGCCUGAUGGAAUUAAUAGUGACGUUAAGAAAGAAAUCGAUCAAACAACCAACCAAUCAAAUAAUCUAAUUACGCCGGCUAAUAAAUCUGUUACCAUUUUAUGUUCAAAAGGAGAAACCACCAAAUCAGAUAAAAAUGAAAUAAAACCACAAGAAACUCAAGGUUCUAAAAGACCAUUACCUAAUAGUUUUUUCCAGACUGAUGACUACUAUGAUCAAUUCUGCAAACCAUCACUCUACUUCCCAUCUAUUCAAAAAUUCCAAAAAAGUUUGUUUCUUCCACUACAAUCUCCUACAUCAGAUAGUGGAAAUUCGUCGGAAAAAUCACCAGUAUUAUCAAAGUCUGAUUUUAUAAUUUGCAUGGUAACCGCGCUGGCCGAUGGACCGGCGGACGGAGCCGUGGGUAGUGAGAACGAUGGCAAUGGUAACACGCGAUCCGAUGAACAUCAGAACGAUGAACGAAUCGAAGACGCUGUUCAAACACCCAAAGAUCCCGCUGAACACGGGGAACACGAUGUUCGUGUUUUAACGUUAGCUGAACAAUUCAUAGCAGCUAUGCCUGAUCAUAUUAAGAAUGAAAACGGAUCACAUGGUAAAAUUGUAGAAUCAUCAGUUAUUACAAUGGAAGUGCUUGACGAUCCUCCCUCAUCUGUGUCGUCGUGUUGUUUUGAUACGAACUCCGAAAUUAACACAGAAUUUAACGAACACGUUUAUCAUUAUCGGCAAAAAGAUCGAGAAAUAGAAACACCCACGUCCAGUACCAGUUUAACUUUAAGUCCAGUGUCGAGUGCAUCACAAUGUUCUCCUGCUUCACCACCGCCAACUGCAGCAGAUCUAUGUGAAUUCCUUCAUGCUUCAUCAAACAACCAAUACUUUGAAAAGAAUUUUUCGAACCUUACACUAUCUGAUUACGAACAACGCGAGUUAUACGAGGCAGCCAAAACUAUUCAGAAAGCCUACAGGACGUACAAAAAAAAAGAAGAAGACAAAGAAAUUUCAGCUGCUUCGAUCAUUCAAAACUAUUAUCGCCGUUACAAACAGUAUGCAUAUUAUAAGCAGAUGACAAAAGCUGCGAUUCUCAUUCAAAACAAGUAUCGUGUAUAUAGAAGACAUAAGCGGUUUAAAAAAGAAGCUGCUCAUUAUAUUAAUAACACUUUCACUGUCAUUAAAAAAAAUCAAAAUCAAAAACGCCAAAAUCAAGCAGCUCGAAAAAUUCAACAAUUUAUGAGACAGUCCAAGAACGGUACGUCUCCUCCUGCCACAAUCAACGAACGAACUUUUGGAUCUCGUAAGAGGGAAGCUAACGGCAAUCACAAUAUGAAAUAUCCACCGACAAAAGUGGCGCAAUACUCGACACUCAACCACCAUUGAUGUCCGACAACGUUGCACCGCUGUUUAUAUAUUAUUAUAUAUUAUAUUAUUGUAAAAUAUAAUUAACCGCGUAGA